This is a messenger RNA of Lutzomyia longipalpis, 4974 nucleotides long. RefSeq names its product polyhomeotic-proximal chromatin protein. Gene Ontology annotation, cellular component: nucleus; PRC1 complex. Lineage: Eukaryota; Metazoa; Arthropoda; Insecta; Diptera; Psychodidae. The coding region runs from base 423 to 4400 and encodes 1325 amino acids. The record is from RefSeq and is a predicted model, not a curated record. The transcript is spliced from 6 exons. Gene Ontology annotation, molecular function: zinc ion binding; protein binding.
UCCAUUUUCAUUUCAUCAGUGCGCAGUUGUGGUUCAUACACGUUCAUUUGUUUUAUUCCACUCUGUGAAAAUUUGAUAGCCAAGCAAAAUAGACUUUCUGCUGCCUUCGCGCUGUAAACUGAUUAUGGUCGUGUGAAUUUUUGCUAAAGUAUUCCUCUCUCGGUGCUUACAGUGAACAGGAAGAGACCAUCGUCGUACUCUUUUUUUUUGAUAACACAGAAAGCAAAAAGAGAAAAAUAUAGAGAUAGUGUGGCUAGAUGUGAAAAAAAAAUGUGUGCCAUAUUUAUAUGGAGAAACUUUUAAAAAGUUUUUAAUUUAUUUUAAGUUUUCAUUCUGAAUUUUGUUUUUGUGAUUUUCUUUACUGAUCCCUGGGAGUAUAGUUUCAAACUAAAAGUUUUUUAGUUUAAUUAUAUUUCAUUAUUAUGGAACGAAGAGCAUUUCGGUUUUUUACAAAGAGAUCUGAGCACUACAAUAAUUUGCAGAAGCAGGAGGAAGAGGAGAAAUUGAAUGGGAUUGUAAAUAAUAACAAUCAAACGGCACCGGUCAAGGAUAUUCCGCAGAACGCAGAAGGUGUGCCGAAGCCCCUAAACGGAAGUGCAGGAGAAGUUGAGAGUGCGGGGAAUCCAGAGGAGGGAAGAGCAGCAGCAGCAGCACAAGGUGGUGGUAGUGAAAAGCAAGAGGGUGAUAAGGAGAUCACAGCAACGAAGGAGGCACAGCCACAGAGUCAGGAAGGGACAGAAGUGAAGAAGGCACGACCGAAGCAGCCUCCAAAGGGUGACCAACUAGCAUCACCGCAUCAAAGUCAAACAACACACAAAACACACUCAAAUGGCAAACGACAUGGAAGCCCAUCCGGAUGUAGUGGUAGCAAUUUCAAGAGAAUAGCUCCAGCACCCACAUCAACACCACCCCAUUCAUCGGUAGCCAGUAGUAGUCAUUCAUCUACCCUGUCCCACAGUUCUUCGGGGAAGGGAGUGUCGAAUCAAGUGAACAGCGAGAGACCACUAAAGUGUCUGGAGACCCUCGCCCAGAAGGCGGGGAUAACGUUUGACGAGAAAUACGAAGUGGCGAAUACGCUAAUUAAGCUGGAGAAGUCUCAGAAUACGGCGCAGCAGCCGGUGGCUGCGCAACAACCGCAAACGGUACCGCUGGCAAUAUCGCAGGAGCAAUUCCAGCAGCUGCAGCAGCUCCAAUUCCAUCCGGCCUUUGCGGGAAAUGCCAUUCAGGUUAAGCAGGAGUUUCCGCAUCAGGCAGCAACGCAGCAAACGAUGCAAAUGUCGGCGGAGAUUAAGCAACAAAUUGUAGAUGCGGCAAAUCAGCAGCAUCAACAGCAACAGAAUCAGGUGCAGCAAAUGCAAGUGAUUGAGGGAACGGCUCAGGGGCAACAGAAUCCACCGAGUAGUGGUGCCCAAAAUGCCAUGGGGCCCCCGCAGACGUCCACGACAAUCAGCACAAUGUCCCCAUUGCAUGCCAUGUCUACCAAUCAAAUGCCAGCUGAAUGGCAACACGGGCGGGUUCAGGUGCUACAGCAACCUCUUCAGAACUCAGCCUACCUGCAGCAGCUCUAUAGCCCACAAGUACUGAUGCCGGGAAAUAUUCUGCAUUCCGGCCUGGGGCAGCAGCAGAUUCAGGUGAUUGCCGCUGGGAAGCCUUUUCAGGGUGCUCCACAGAUGUUGGCAACAACGGCUCAGGGGAAGCCGGUGAUUGGGAGUAGUGCUGGGGGAUUUAGUGGUGCGUAUGCACUGCCAACGAUUCCAUCGAGUCAAUCGCAGACACUCCUCUUUAGUCCUGUGAGUGUACUGAGUUCGCAGCCGCAGCAGCAACAGCAGAAUCUACUGUCCACCAUGCAGGCGUCGCAGCAGGGGAAGCCAAUGAGUGAGCAGGAUAUGCAGAAGGCGCUUGGGAAUCAGAAGGUGUUGCAGAAGGUUGCAGCAUCGGGGGCAACGGUGCAGAAUGUUGUUGCUUCAACAACAACGGCUGGGGCGCAGGGUGGGGGUGCAACAGGAGCAGGACCCGGUCAGCAGUGUGUUCAGGUGUCACAAGCAAUGCCAACGGCACAAAUAAUCUCACCGCUUCAGCAGCCGAGUAGUCAGCCGAUGCAAUUUGCCGCCCCAUGGCUCCAAGGGGUUCAGCAAUUUUGGACUACGAAUGGGCUGCAGUCGCAGGCAUUGCUCACGCAGAAUCCCAUCAUCUUCCGCGGAGCUGCUCAGCCGGAUGGGUCGCAGAGUAUGUUUGCGGUACAGCCGAAUCCACAGGCGGCGGCACCGCAGGUGAUUCAGGCACAACCGCAGAAUCCCACGAUAACACUGCCGUGCAAUAUGCAACCGAGCGUGGUGAAUAAGCAGCCGCAGCGCGUCGCCACGGAGACAAUUGCACCGAAACAGCCGACGCGGGCGGCUCCUAUUCUACCCCAGGGCGCCAGUGGUGGCGGUGGCACGCAACAGAUCCGGCCAGCAUCGUCUGUGUCAACGCAGACGCAGCAAAAUCAAGUGAUGCUGAAGUCGAAUAAAUUGCGCGCCAAGCCGCACACUGUGCGUCCCAAUGCUCCUGGUGCAAUAAAGGGUGACGCCAUGAUUCAGGCCAAGAUUGUCGGUGGUCAAGUGGCGCACUCUACGGCGCAGAGUGUACCCCAGCAGACGAUGCAUCAGGUUAUGACGUCUGCGGGGAGUAAAAUGGUCGUCAUGAGCACCAAUCCGGGUACACCAAUCAACAUUGGGGCAACACAAUUGACGCAAAUGACCACGGCACAGCCAGCACAGCAGAUUCAGAUAACAACGGAGAAGCAAGCGUUGCAGCAGCAGCAGCAGCAGAAGGCUCAGGCACAGCGUGGAGCCCAACAAGUUUUCCAACCGCAAGUUGUGCAGCACAUUCAGCAGCUGCAGCAGCAGAUGCACCCUCAGGCGGCAACUAUUCAGCAGCAAGCUUUCCUGCAGACGCAACAGCAACAGCAGCAAGCGGUGCAGAAUCAACUGCUGCAGCAGCAGCAACAGCAACAGAUUGUCAUUCAGCAACAGGGUGGGCCACAGCAGGUGCUCACGGUGACGGCUGCUGGACCACAGCCGGCAAUUCAGCCAAAACCCUCCACAAUGGUCAUUGGGACGUCGCCACAGCAUCAAAUUGUGGCUGAUCGGGGAACUGUGACAACUGUUGCUGCUGCCACGAGUACAUCUAAUCCCGUCCAGGUGGUACCCACCUCAACAAUUCUCAAUCAAGUUAACACGCAACUUGGAACAUUGGCCACCUCAACUAACCUCAUUGGACCCUUGACAUCACCUCAGGCUCCACUACAGCCACCACCGAAUCCCCUUGUGGCCAUGACAACCCUCUCAGCGGCACCACUUUCCACGCUAACACUGACAAAUCCACCCGCAACGAAGGACACAGCAGUGCCGACGUCAGAAGCAGCCAAGGUGGCGGAUGUGAGCGGAAGCAAGCAGACGGAGAGUCAGAGAACGGCCACGAGUACACCGGGAGUCACUCAGGCAACGGAAACUCCCACAUCGUCGGCAAUUGCACCGGUUACAGUAACAAGUUCAGCAGCUACACAGCCACAGGAGACUAUUUCGAAUGGAAAAACAUCCGCACCAGCAGAAUCACCGGCAAAGGCAACAAAAACCUCCGAGAGUGCAUCCAAUCAAGCCAAAACGACUGAGAGUCCACUGAAGGAGACGGCAAAGACAAAUGGCACAAUGGCCACGGUUGAGGGUGAGGCGAAUGGGGAGGUGAAGACGGAGAAGGCAGUCCUCAAGGCCACCGUGAAGCCCCAAGUGUUGACACAUGUGAUAGAAGGGUUUGUGAUUCAGGAGGCUAAUGAGCCAUUUGCCGUCACGCGGCAGCGGUACCCGGAUCGUGAUACAAGUGAUGAGCCACCGAAGAAGAAGGUGGCCAAGGAGGGUGGAAGCCCCGCGACGUCUCCCGUAAAUUCGGCCGAGAUGGCGUGUGAGUUCUGCGGGAAGGCUGAACUGCGAUCGAAGAUGAAGAAGAAGCGAUUCUGUACGCAGUCCUGUGCAAAGGCCUCCAAGGAGGUUGGAAGUAAUUCCUCCGCUCAAAUGACUGAAAAUACCAAUAAAACUGCCACAGGGGAUGCUCCUGUAAAUGGGAGUGACACCACAACGCAGGAGGAUGCGACUAAUCCAUCGGCGGCGGAAGAAGUUCCCGUCAUGGUGCGUUGGAGUGUUGCCGAAGUGUGUGAUUUCAUUAAGAAUCUUCCCGGAUGCAGUGACUAUGCGGAAGAUUUUGCAAUGCAGGAAAUUGAUGGGCAGGCAUUGUUGCUGCUCAAGGAGAAUCAUUUGGUUAAUGCCAUGGGAAUGAAGUUGGGACCAGCACUCAAAAUUGUGGCCAAAGUCGAAGCAUUGCGCUUUGGGACGCCAAAUGGGGAGAAGGAAGGACAGUCUCAAUAAAAUCUCUUAAUCUUCUCUAUAUUAUGGGUCUAUAAUGGAACAACCUCCCUGUGAAAAGCGCGCGUGAGAAAUGAGUGAGAAUGCAGAGAAAUUCGUAUUUCUCCAUAAAAGAAUGAAUUUUUUUUACAGUCUACUUUAAACUUUUGUACAGCUCUAAAAUUUAGGAAGAAAAACGUUUCGCGUGUAAAUGAUAAAUAAGUAUGUAGACGAUGUAGAUACAUAAAAAAAAGUCUUACGUUAUAGGAAUUUUUUCCCCGCUAAAUGAGAUGAAAAAGAAGUAAAUUAAAAUGAGACGAAAUUGAAUUUUCUCCGCAAUUGCGACAGUUUUUUAUUUAAAAGCAAAAAAAGAAGAUAAACCAUUUUAUCUUAUUCUCGUUAGUACGAUAAAAUAUACUCGAGUGCAAAUUGAUUUGUUCAAUUGAUCACUCAACAUUGUGUACAAUGUACAGUUCUUGCAAAAGGAAUAUUAUAUACAUAACAUUUUUCUCAAUAUAUAAUAUUAAGUGACAAUGUAAAAUGUAAAUAAGCUUGAAGAUGUGAAGAAAUAAAAUGUAAUUUUGUGAUCAAUAGCAAA